AUGGGCAGAGCGGGCCGCGUUGCGUGUAUUGGGUUGCCAUACCUAUUCACAAUAGGCUCAUUGGUAGCCCUCAUAUUUGCGGGCAUUGGUUCAACUGAUGAGGACUCUUCUACACUAAACAAGAUUUACUUUAUGAGAGCUGAUCUUUCAAAUGUCACUGCGGCUGAAGCAAGUAAUUUUGGAGACCGGCUACUGAAUCUUACAUCGAAUGCUAUGAACAAUGCCACGGAAGAGCUUGCCGCAGCUAUCGAAGAGGCCGAGAAGGCGUCUGAACUACGAGACUUUUACGACGUUGGCUUGUUCGGCUACUGCGAGGGAGAAAAGAAGGGCAGCACCUUUGACGUGGACUUUUGCAGCAAGCCCGUGGGAAGCUUCUGGUUCAACCCGCUUGUUGUCUGGCACUUGAAUGUCAGCGGCGUUCACGAUUUGUUCCCCUCGCACCUCCAGUCCAAUUUGAAGACGUAUCAGAAGGUUUCUCACUGGAUGUUUGUUGCGUAUGUGCUUGCGUUUGCUACCCUUGUUGUGCAACUGCUGGUGGGCAUUUCGGCCAUUUUCAGUCGUAUUGGCAGCAUCUUUACAACCAUCGUGUCUGCGGUCGCGACCGGCUUCCUCAUCGCUGCAAACAUCACGUCAACAGUUCUCUUUGCCACGCUCGUUGGCGUAUUCAACUCGUCGCUGAAGGAAUAUGGCGUAAAGUCCAGCUUGGGCGCCAACGCUUUUGCCGCAUCGUGGCUCGCUCUCGCACUGUCUCUGGUCAGCACAUUCUUCUGGCUCUUCAGCUCAUGCUGCUGCUCGGGCCGCACCGAAGCUCGACGCUCUCCCGUCCAGGGCAGCUACGAAAAGGUCGAUUUUGGAAAUGGCGGCGCAGCCUCUCAUCACGGCCAUACUUCCGCACCCGCGCCUACUUUUACAAACACCAACACUGCGUACGAACCCUAUCGCCAUCAAGGCUGA
Molecule: messenger RNA, 954 nt
Organism: Trichoderma gamsii
Lineage: Eukaryota; Fungi; Ascomycota; Sordariomycetes; Hypocreales; Hypocreaceae
Exons: 3
Coding region: 1-954 (317 amino acids)
Biological process (GO): fungal-type cell wall organization
Cellular component (GO): cell cortex of cell tip; plasma membrane
Source: RefSeq, a predicted model, not a curated record